AUGCCUGGGAACCAAAACUUGCGCGAGCUUCUCGCAGCCAUGGGUGCGCCUGUCGUCCUGGGCUCGCGCAUGAGCGAGGACACGCUCGAGCGCAAGCUACGCGUCGUGCUUGAUUAUGCGCAGAAUAUGUCGGCGUUUGCGGAUAUGAUGCCGGUCAACCCUUCCCAACUUUCUAUCUGGCAGAAGCCGGACGGGGAGGCUGCUUCUCAGGCGUUCAAGCGCACGAGCGUUGCGGAGUUAGCGGGACAGCAGACAGGGGUGGAGACCAGGCUUGACGUGAACGGCAAUGAAGUGUCGAUGGUGUCACGGAAUACUAUCGUCGUCGUCUGUGAGAUGCUCGCGUCGCUCGCGGAGCUCUAUGAACAAGGUUUUCGCGUUGCACUCUUCCAAGAUGAGGGCCAAGGCUUCACCAUAGUCGUGCGCAUGCUCGGUGUAUACGCCCUCAACGCGCAGACACCCAUCAUGCCUCUCCUUUACGAGAUCGCAGAAACACCCGAGGCGAUGAAGGGGCCCAAGAUCGCGCAGUUCAUGGAGACACAGCUGCAAGGUGGCGAAGGCGGACAGCUCGUCUGCAAUCUUCAGGAGCUGGCCCUUAUACACCACUUGUUGCAACUCAACUCGUCCAACGUCGCUCCGGAAUACGAAUUCAGUCUCGCGCCAGACCAGCGUGCGUUCCGACGGAGCUUCAUCAUCCCGCUGGGUCCCCUCGAUGCCUUGCAAGUCGCGAAGGUCACGCAUAACCCUGGAUGUGCUGUAUGUGGCUCGGCGGCGGUGAAGACUUGUUCGGGCUGCAAGAUAGAGAGGUACUGCAGUUCAGCUUGCCAGAAGGCGCAUUGGAAGCAUCACAAGGAGUUCUGCCGAUACAUGCAAGGCGGAACCUGGACGGACUUCAUCUUCGCCGAUGCGCCUAGCUUGAACGGUCAAAAGCUCGUCGGCACGCUCAUAGACACAUCUUCCUCUGCAUUCAAGCUUAAAAAGCCGAAAAUGCACGGAGGAGACGAAGACUCGGAUGCGCCGCAGAACAAACACGGCGACAAGGCGUUCCUCAUCAAGAUUCAACGUCUCAAGGAUAACAUCGGGAUGCCAGAACUGCCACCAUUCCACCUGUUCUACGACCGGUUCCGCACUACAAAGGGUUAUCUUGAGCCAGAGAGCAAUGAGGUUGCUUGGCCAGCGCUCGAGGGAGCCAUGCUGCCUGGGCUCAACGUCAAGAUGUACUGCUGGGCGCGGCGCGUUGGAGAAUGGGGCUUGAGUAUCUGCCUUGAUCGUCAUCCCCAAGACGCUGAGAAGACAGCUUGGUGA
Molecule: messenger RNA, 1302 nt
Organism: Peniophora sp. CBMAI 1063
Lineage: Eukaryota; Fungi; Basidiomycota; Agaricomycetes; Russulales; Peniophoraceae
Source: the annotation of a GenBank genome assembly